This is a messenger RNA of Penicillium bovifimosum, 795 nucleotides long. RefSeq lists its product as uncharacterized. The transcript is spliced from 3 exons. Lineage: Eukaryota; Fungi; Ascomycota; Eurotiomycetes; Eurotiales; Aspergillaceae. The coding region runs from base 1 to 795 and encodes 264 amino acids. Gene Ontology annotation, cellular component: actin cortical patch; clathrin-coated vesicle. Gene Ontology annotation, biological process: endocytosis; actin filament organization; clathrin coat assembly. Gene Ontology annotation, molecular function: clathrin-cargo adaptor activity; clathrin light chain binding; phosphatidylinositol-3,5-bisphosphate binding. The record is from RefSeq and is a predicted model, not a curated record.
AUGUUCACUUCUCCACUUACUAAUGACCCCAACGAUAUGCCUCCUAGCCGUUGCCUCGAGAUCCUUUGGUGUGAGGCAAUGCAGAACAUCGAGGCCGCUGAGGGUCAAAUCCUUGUCCCCGAUAACAUCGUCGAGAAUGUCCUCGGCAUGGAUAACCUCCAGGAAAUGCACAAGCGAUUGGCUCUUUGGACGCCUGGCGCCUUAGCACCACAUGUCAUCCUUGCUGCCGCCAUUGCCGUCACCAACGCCAUUUCUGAGCUGAUCAAGGCCGCCACAGAGAGCCAGCAAGAGAUUGUCCGUGAAGGCCGUGGCAGCUCAUCUCGCACUGCCUUCUACAAGAAGGACAAUCGCUGGACAGAGGGUUUGAUCUCCGCUGCGAAAGCAGUGGCCUCUUCCGCCAACACAUUGAUUGAGACUGCCGAUGGAGUUAUCUCGGGCCGUAACUCGCCCGAGCAGCUGAUCGUCGCCUCCAACGAUGUCGCUGCCAGCACUGCCCAACUUGUCGCCGCCAGUCGUGUCAAGGCCACAUUCAUGAGCAAGACCCAGGACCGUCUGGAGACCGCCAGCAAGGCUGUUGGUUCCGCUUGCCGUGCCCUCGUGCGACAAGUGCAGGACAUCAUCAAAGAGAAGAACCGCGACACCGAUGAGGGAGAGGACUAUGGAAAGCUGAGCUCGCACGAAUUCAAGGUUCGCGAGAUGGAACAGCAGGUCGAAAUCCUUCAACUCGAAAACAAUCUCGCUCGUGCACGCCAGCGCCUUGGCGAAAUGUGCAAGAUCUCAUACCAGGAGGAGUAA